CUUCCGUUGCCGGAGUAAAUGUAUGAAUCGCUCACCAUAUCUAAGAAAAAGCAAUGUCUUAUAAGUUUAAUUCCUUAGCAGGAAGGUUAACCAAGUCAAGCGCCUUUGCGGCUUACAUUCCCCAGGGAUUGAAGGCAAGCCCUGUGAUUCGGGCACCAAUUGUAUGGGCACAGAAACCAACAACUAGUCAGGAUGCUGAAGGUGUCAAAAAUCAAGUUUAUGAAAGGCAAAAACAGUUUCAGAGAAAUAAGGAGAUUCCUGUUCAUCUGAGAGGUGGAAAUGUUGAUGUUAUAUUAUAUAGAAUUACCUUGAUAGGCUGUGUGUUUGGAACUUUUUGGACAAUCUAUGAACUUGCCAAAGCAUCAUUUCCCAAAUCAAAUGAUUAAAGAACUAAAACCUGUUGUAGAAUGCUGCAAGCUUUCCACAUGUUAUUCCUUACAGCUGAGACCGCUACUUGAACUGUUCAUAUGUUUGCUAUUGACAAGAAGUCUUAUAUGAAAAUGUCUUAUAUGAAAAUUUAAUAAAUACAAUUUGAUUUGAGUUUGUAUUUUGUUGCAUUUAGUCAAAUGUGAGACUUGUUUUAAAUUCACUGGAUAUUAUGCAUAUUAUGCUUCUUAGCCAAAAAUUAAAAUUGAUUACUAAAUAUAUGCCAUACAGCGAAAA
Messenger RNA from Saccoglossus kowalevskii, 663 nucleotides. RefSeq names its product cytochrome c oxidase subunit 7A2, mitochondrial-like. NCBI's taxonomy places the organism in Eukaryota, Metazoa, Hemichordata, Enteropneusta, Harrimaniidae. The record is from RefSeq and is a predicted model, not a curated record. Gene Ontology annotation, cellular component: respiratory chain complex IV. Gene Ontology annotation, biological process: mitochondrial electron transport, cytochrome c to oxygen; regulation of oxidative phosphorylation; mitochondrial respirasome assembly.